Messenger RNA from Solenopsis invicta (red fire ant), 1626 nucleotides. RefSeq lists its product as uncharacterized. The record is from RefSeq and is a predicted model, not a curated record. The transcript is spliced from 3 exons. NCBI's taxonomy places the organism in Eukaryota, Metazoa, Arthropoda, Insecta, Hymenoptera, Formicidae. Bases 658 to 1326 code for a protein of 222 amino acids.
UCCUGACAAUCAGCUAAAAGUUAUUCACUUUUUAACUUUUUGUUUAACUUUUUAACUAGUUACUACCCGAGCCUGAUAAAGAGGUAUUAGAAAUAUCAGAUAACAGUGGUGAUUGUCAGCCUGAAAACGAAUGUGUAGAUUUUGAAAAGAAUUCUCUACCAGCAUGCCCUUUUUGCUCAAAAGGAAACGAGCCUGGAGGCGCUCAUACGUGCACGAUAUGUAUGUGGAAAGCCUGUCCAUGCAUUGGAUUUCUGUUCAUUGCCUGUUGAUGGUGAAAAUGAGGGCUAUGGUCAGAAGCGUUUGUGCUUGCAAUGCCAUACUCAAGAAAAUGUGAAUGACGUUAUCGCCUCACAAGAUUUUGAAGAUUGGGGUGGUCAAAUUUCAGCUGCACAAAAAUCAAAUAAGCCGAAAGGUACAUAUCUGCAAAAUAGUUAUGCACAGAAUGCACUUCUGUUGCAUUCAAAAUUUAUAGACGUACUCAUUAUAAAAAAUGGCGGAGAUGUGCAGCUGAAAGGCGUAAAAAAUAAGCAGGUGGUGAUAACGUUGCAAAACACGUGCAGUUUUGAUAGCUUUUUCCAACUGUUCUUGUGCGCAUCAUUUGAUUAUAAAAAAUUCGCUGAUGAACUUGCCAGUCAUCAAUGCAAUAAUUUCUUUAAAAUGGUGAUGUACGUGAACAAGAAAGGCAUCAACAAAUCAACAUAUAAGCAAAGGUGCGAUAUUCUAUGUGAAAUAUUGGAAAAGACUGAACCAAAAUUAGGCUGUUUGUCACUGUUGUGCAAUACAACAAUUGGGCAUAUUAGUCGCCAAAUUUUAAAGAAUUACAACCCCACGUUUAUAGAGCGAAAUAUAUGUGAUCAAAUUUGCACCAAUAAGCAACGCACAUUCGCGGUACUAUCUAUACGAUUGGCAUCAUUACUGCACAAAUCUUUUAAUGAGGAAAUCGUAGAAGAUAUUUGCUUACAUUCUCAAAGAAAAUGUGAAACCGCAGGAUGUGCUGGAUUCGUGACAAAAGAACUAAGCUUACAAGGCGAGUAUAUAUUAUUUGAAAUAUACAGCGAUGAAUUGGAGAAUAGUGAAAUAUUGCUCAAAAGAUUACCAACGACGUUAUUGUUGUCAAUAACAAAUUAUGAAUACAAGCUCCAUGGCAUAGUGGCAAUGAAAUUGCCAGCAAUUACCACCCGCAGAAGUAAUGACGAAAUUAUAGGGCAUUACACUGCCAUAUGUUACAAGCAAGGAACCUGGGUAGAAUAUGAUGACACGGCCAAAUCAACUAAAAAAUUAAAUAACCAAAAAAAAAUUCUCUCCACAUUUAAUAAUGUAUGUUAAAAAUGGGAUAAAGGAUAUUUAAAAAUUUAUCAUUGCUUAUUAUAAAACCCUAUAUAUUAAAUCCCUGAAAAUAUUAAUAAAGAAUUAAACUGGCGUUCAGAACUUAUCUAGAUCAAGACAUGAGAUUUUCGACUCAGGAUUGAAACACUUAAUUUGUAAGAUAAUAUAUAAAUACCUUAAUUCGGCAGUGAUAGACUUCUAAAACAUCUUAUUACUUGAGAUUUUACAGGCGAAAACAUUUUUAUAUUAAUUUUGAAAGCUAGUAUGAAGAACCUACUGUGGUGGUUGAUUUUCACCUAA